Pelobates cultripes (western spadefoot toad) is the source of this 6821-nucleotide messenger RNA. NCBI's taxonomy places the organism in Eukaryota, Metazoa, Chordata, Amphibia, Anura, Pelobatidae. The record is from the annotation of a GenBank genome assembly.
AUGGCUCGCUUACUGACCAAGUCCUGUUUUAGGAGAGGAGAUGCUGCUUGCUCCCCAUUCUGUACUCUGCUCAGAGCGUACAGCACAGGAAGCAUUGACACAGAAUACCUGCAGAAUAGCAGCAUUCCCACAAUGUACUUCCAAGAACACCUGCCCAGGUGAGGAAUGAGGCGACAAAUUACAUGAUUCCAUUCAUCUUCAUUCAGUUAGUUUGUAACUGCUUUAUUCACUAAACAGCGACCUGUAGUGAACUCACUGCCAGCUAGCAAAUUGUGGACAAAAUAACAAAGAUGUGAAAAAAUCAGGUUAAAGAAAAAUAAAGGGGUAAUUUGCAUUGAAUGUAAUAAUAAGUGCGCAUGUUCUUACGUGGAUGUUUCACAUUUAGUGAUUUAGCUUAAUUAUAUUUUCUUUUACAGGCUUACUUUUAUUUUAUAAAUAAUUUAAUCGGUUUGGAGAUAAUUGUUAUUAAGUGAUGGAUUAACUCUACAACAAUCAUUAUGUCCAUUUAUAUUGUUCCAAAUGCUGAAUAAUUAUUGACAUAAAACUGUCCAUAAGCUAACCAGCGCCAAUCUGCAAAAUCUUUGAACUAGAAAAAAACAGCUCAGUUUUCUUAAAGGAAAAUUAUUGUUUUAGGAAUACAAAGCUGUAUUCCUAACAGUACAGUGCCCUCUCCGAUGUUAUCUCAUUGGGGGACCUAAUGCGCAUGCGCAGCAAGCGACGGGCGCACAUUAGACCUUCCCAACACAAUAAAGCAAUGCCUGAAUGCAAAGCGUGAGGACGUCCAGUGUCGAAUCACAGAGUCAAACUCCCUGAAACUCCCGGAAGCGUCUCUAGUGGCUCUCUGGUACACAGCGACUGGAGGCAGCCUUAGUAUUGCAAUGUAAACACUGUAGUUUCUCUAAAACUGCAAUGUUUUACAUUGCAGGACUAAGGAUGACAGGGACAAAAUCACCUGCAGAUCCAUAGCAUAUGCAUUGCACGUAAUGAAAAAAAAUCCACAAAAUUUGAGACACUCACUAAGAAAAGAUAACUUUACGAGGGCCCCAGCCAGUCAUUAUAACUUACGACACAGAUGACACUUUGAACACUCAGCGACCUCUGAAGUGGCACUCAAUGUCCAGGGUUCCCCAAUCUCAGGCCUACAGAUGUUGCGGGACUACAACUUCCAUGAUUCUUUGAAUGAAAUAGAUAGCCAGAGAAUAAUGGGAGUUCAGCAACAUCAGAACCCUGUUCUAGAGUAUCCAUAGAUCCCGGAGACCAAGUCAUAUAAGGAAGCACAUAGUUUCUAAAGUUGAUAUGGUGCUAGGAUUGAUAGCACACCAAUCAAUGGUUUGAUUUCUUACCUAGGUUUUACCAGACGCCGGUCUCAGGUAUUAAGCUAAGCCCUGCAUUGCCAAGCUGAGCUCAGUGAAGAGAUCUUAAAGCAGUGGUAGAUACAGUGACUGGCAUAUCACAAAACCUCACUGCAAGCAAAUGGUUUGACUACUUCCAUUUGGGGUUGCCGAGGCACCUCUGGCUCCAUAACUAAUACAGCAUGCUUUAGUGGUUAUGGUGUUUGGCAAGUUCCGUUAAUAUGUUUCUGAUAUCAGAGCACAUAUUCCCCAUUGCAGAAUAGAAAUGUAAAUCGCUCAUGGCGAGAGGAAUGUUUAACCCCUUAGGUGCUAAGCCAUGUCACACCUGGGUACUGAAGACAUUUUUUGAUUUUUGCACUCACUGCCUUAAACAUCAAGCUUACAUUUCUUCUGUUAUCACUGCUUUUUCUGUGAAUUACAGUAAAAAAAAAAAAAAAAAACCUUGUUAAUUUCAGAAGACCUUGCUUUUUAGUUAAAAAAACUAAAUCAAUUUUUUUUUAAAAAGUCCUCAUGCGGAAAAAAAGGUCAGAUUUCCACAGAGUACAUGACAAGAAAAAAAAAAUAGCUUAGGAAUUAUUAGUCAGCUCCUCAAAAAGCUUAAUUUAGGAUUAUAUACCUGUGUUUAAAAAAAAAAAAAAAAAAAAAUUGUUUGAAAUUAGAAGAUAAAAGUGAAGAUUUAUCAAGGCACUAUUUCAGGUGCAAAGUACUCAAAGUUGAGAGAAAUUCUAUUGGUUUCCAUGGUAACUGCUCCAUAUUUAGCACUUUGCCCCAGAAUGGCACCUGUUCUUGUCUUGAAAAUCUCCCUGAAAAUAUAAAAUGCACUCUGUUACACAACAGUCAGUAUGUAAGGAGUUCCCUUCUCCUACCCGCUUGCUUCUGCAGCAACUUGCUAGACAUUCAAUCGUGAUACAGGCUGAAUCAUCUUACCAUUUAGAAAAUAAUAUCAUUGUGUCUUGGUUUGCAGGUUACCCAUUCCAAAACUUGAAGAUUCUAUAAAAAGAUAUUUGAAUGCACAGACACCUCUUCUGGAUUCUGAACAAUUCAGGUACUUACCUUAUAGUCCAACAGUGUGUGACUGUGUGCUGUGAGCGUCAUUUUAAUAGUGUGAAUCUAUGAUUCUUCUUCAAAAUAUCUUGACAACACAUAGAAUUGUUCUGUUAAUGUUCUAGGAAGACUGAGCAGCUGGCGAAGAGCUUCCAGAAUGGGAUCGGAAAGCAGCUUCACGAGGAACUGUUGUUGCACGACAAACAGAAUGAACACACAAGUUAUGUUUAUGGUAAGAAUAAGAUUCAGGAGGAUACCGAUCUGCACAAAGCAAAAUUCAGCAUUAAACGAACUAUAGCAAAGAUGUAUUACAUAGAAACAUAGAAUGUGAAGGCAGAUAAGAACCAUUCGGCCCAUCAAGUCUGCCAAAUAUUUCAAAAUACUUAUCUUAUCGUUAGGAUAUCUUAUGCCUAUCCCACGCAUGCUUAAACUCCCUGACUGUGUUAACCUCUACCACUUCAGCUGGAAGGCUAUUCCAUGCAUCCACUACCCUGGUCUCACCAGUGUUCUGUACAAUGGCAUGAGCACUUCCCUCUUUCUACUGCUAAUGCCUCUCCCUAUACAACCAAGCAUUCUGCUAGCAUUUCCUGCUGCUCUAUUACAUUGUCUGCCUACCUUUAAGUCAUCAGAAAUAAUCACCCCUAAAUCCCUUUCCUCAGAUGUUGAGGUUAGGACUCUAUCAAAUAUUCUGUACUCUGCCCUUGGGUUUUUAUCGUUCUACAACCAUAAUGUCCUAAUCCCUAUUUAGAUUCAGCCACCACAGCCCUUUCUUUUGUCCUGUGAAACAAUAGUGAUAAAAAUGUUUGCUUAUCUUUUAUCCAGCUCUGAGACUUACUUGGUGUUGCAGCUAGCAUCUCCUUCUGUGACGUCAUCCUGGAGUUGUCACUUCUUGGCUUCUUGUCCAAUCCAAUGCUUCGCACGGGGAAACACGGAAUGCAUUUGAUGACGUUCAGUGUCUUCAUGGACAUCAAACGUUACAUGACAGAGUGAAACUCCGUCAUUGCAAUGCUAGUGCCUCCAGUGGCUGCCAGGAAGACAGCCACUUGGAUCAUUUAACCCUUCAAUCAAACAUUGCCAUAGACCAUUAUGUGGUUGUUAAGUGGUUGAACACUGCGAUGUUUUACAUUGCACGGUUACAAGCUCAGGACCAUUGCACCUAGACCACUUCAAUCAAAUUUUACAAAUGCAAACUAUGCAAGAAGACAUUCCAAGCAACUGCAUACAUAUUAGAACUUCUUGUUUAAUUAUCCUUUUUUUCCCACAAUGUUGUGUUUAGCUCUGAGUGCCUCCAUCCUAGCUCCUUGUCCAUCAUUGUUAUAAGCUUCGCUAUUUACAUGGGUCACUCAGCAUAGAUAAAGCAUGCAGAGAGGAGAAGAAACAAAAAUAUAUAUAUAUAUUCUUGUUUUCCCUCCUUGCUGUGCCAGGAGCGAACUAGAUUGUGAUGUAAUUUACUAAUUCUUUACAAUAAAUAUGAAAGAAAACACAGCAUUUUAUGAAAAGGGUUAACACUUAUCUGUGUAAUUAAUUAAACAUAAAAGGUAAUUUUACCCCAUAGUUGACCCUUUCUUUAAUGUAGAUCUGUCUUGGCUAUAGUGAACUCUGAUUUUUAGAUAAUUCAGAUCUAAAGCGUUUUCUCGGUACAAAUUAAGAUUUAUUAAUUAUUUGAGCAUAGCUGUAUUUGAUUCCCCAAGUAAAUUAAUUAUUAUUUUCUCCUUUCUAUUUACAGAUUACUGGCUUGAUAUGUAUCUAUGUGCUCGUGAACCCAUUGUGCUGAACUUUAAUCCCUUCAUGUCCUUCGCCCCUGACCCUCAGCCAGAAUAUAAUAACCAGCUGAUCAGAUCCACUAACAUGGUUGUGUCUGCCAUGCGAUUCCUGAAGACUGUUCAAGCAGGUUACCUUGAACCUGAGAUUUUACACAUUAAUCCAGACAAACGUGACACACAGGGGUUUAAGAAUUUUAUCAGGUUUGUGCCAUCCUUGUUGCCUGGGUGUCCAGCACACAUGGCGAAUGCUUACCCUAUGGAUAUGUCACCAUUUGUUUGGCUCUUUAACUCCACUCGUCUGCCGAAACUUAACCGUGAUGAACUGGUGGCAGAUGAGAACGGAAAGCACCUGUUGGUGUUAAGGAAUGGGAAUUUCUAUGUGUUCGAUGUCAUUGACAAAGAUGGGAACAUAGUGAAGGCUUCAGAGAUCCACGCCCACUUGCAGUAUAUCCUAUCGGAUGCCACCCCUGCUCCGGAGUUUCCUUUGGGAUAUCUCACAAGUGAAGAAAGAAACACGUGGGCUGUUUUAAGACAGAAACUUCUUGAAAACGGAAAUGAAGAGGCCCUGAAAAAAGUGGAUUCUGCUGUGUUUUGCUUGUGUCUCGAUGACUUUCCCAUUAAGGAUGAUGUCCACCUGUCCCACAAUAUGCUCCAUGGAUCAGGUAUGAACCGGUGGUACGACAAGUCCUUCAGCAUCAUCAUGACGCAAGAUGGGACAGCAGCUGUGAACUUUGAGCACUCAUGGGGAGAUGGAAUAACUGUCAUACGGUUCCAGAAUGAGGUGUUCAGGGAUAGCACCCAGAGACCUGCAAUAUCUCCUCAAACCCUCCCAGCUAAGGUGGACUCCAGCCAAGCUAUACAGAAACUUGUUUUCCACCUUGAUGACUCUUUGAAAUCUGCAAUCUCCAUCGCCAAAAAAAAGUUUGAUGCAACUAUGAGCUCAUUCACCAUUGUACCCAUGGAGUACAGAAGAGGUGGGAAAGAGUUCUUGCAGACCCAGAAGAUCAGCCCAGAUGCAGUAGCCCAGCUUUCCUUUCAGAUGGCAUACUUCAGACAAUACGGACACACCAGGACCACAUAUGAGGCCUGUAGUACAGCAGCUUUCAAACAUGGCCGCACCGAGGUCAUACGAUCGGCCUCUGUUUAUACCAAGAAAUGCUCUGAAGCUUUUGUAAGGAAUCUUUCAAAACACAGUGUAGCUGAGCUCCGUAGCAUGCUGCAAGAAUGUUCAAAAUACCACAAACAACUCAUCCAGGAGGCUUCAAUGGGUAAGAUUCAAUAUAGUUGAGCAAAGUAUAGAAUUCUGCAGCAACAAAACCCCCAAAAAACUGAGACGCUAGGAAAAUAUCAACAUAUGGAAAUGCAUUUCUCAGCAAAUGUUUCGAAAAAUAACUUUAACAUACUAAUGUGUUUCAUUUUAUUACUAGCUUAUUUGCAUAGUCCAAACUACUAUGAGCCCUGUACCCCAUCAGGGCCAUCAUCAAGGGGGUACAACCAGUAAUCCUAUAACAGACUCAGUUAAGCAAAAGGCCCUGGACGGGUCCCUCUAGCAUGUGAACCGUUUAAGGAAAUAUAAAUAGUAGACAAUUAAUUUAUUCUGAAUCAAAUUUGAUGCAUUUGGAACAAAUUAAAACAGAUUAUUUUAGAUCUAUUUGUUUUUAUAAAGAUAGCAAAUUAGAGACAUGUCUACUAAGCAAUUGGAAGAGAAAAAUAGUGCUCUGUCAUCUUUUUAGUAGAUGGCUCCCUAAUUUGGUAUCAUUAAGUGGGAAUUCCAUAAUUAAGGGUACCACAUUAGUGACGUAUUUACUAUCUAUAUUAUAUCUUUAUAAUGAGAAUAAAGGCACAACAGUAUGUAUUGUAGAGGGAAUCACAAUAUAUUUUUAUUUUGUUGUUUUUGUUUUUUUUAAUAGCGCAAUCCUAAUAAUUAAUUACACUAUUUUACUAAACAACUGAAAGACCAAAAUUAAGAAAAAAAAUUUUUUUAAACGUUUGAUCUUUCAGCUGUUUAGUAGAAAACACCCUAAUUUAGUGCUAUAGUUUGUGAGUAAAUUAUUUAUUUUUGGUUUUGUUCGUUUUGCAAAUGCAGGCGUGGGUGGCCCAGAAACGAAGUAAGGACAUUAAUACUCUAGCACUGGGAAUACAGAUCAGUAUUCCUACAACUACAGAUUUGGCAUGUGACUCCAAGGUCGCACCAAAGAAAUACCGUAACCCAGUUAAUUCAAGAAGACCCUGUAUGAGAUUUAUUUUUAACAGUUUUGCAUAAUUCUUCUCUGGGUUAUUUUUUUUUAUCUCUCCUCCUACAGGGCAGGGGUAUGAUCGACACCUUUAUGCCAUGAAAUGCCUAAGAGAAAGCAAUGGACUGACCCUCCCAGAGUUCUAUCAAGAUCCUGCCUAUGCUCAGAUUAACUACAACGUCAUCACUACCACCACUCUCACCAGUCCAGCUAUCCAUCUUUUGGGUUUUGCAACACCAGUAGCAGAUGGAUUUGGGAUUUCAUACAGCAUGCACAAUGACUCAAUGGUUUUUAACAUUGGAGCAUACACAGAUCGUGAUGUUGGACAGUUUGUGCAGUGCGUGCACCAGUCACUAGAGGACAUAUUCAAAGUUCUAGAAGAGAAGACUGUGAAAAGUUGUUCAAAAAACAGUACUCGAGGCAAUUAA